Molecule: messenger RNA, 2002 nt
Organism: Phyllostomus discolor (pale spear-nosed bat)
Lineage: Eukaryota; Metazoa; Chordata; Mammalia; Chiroptera; Phyllostomidae
Gene: TNFRSF25
Product: TNF receptor superfamily member 25
Exons: 11
Coding region: 1-1710 (569 amino acids)
Biological process (GO): signal transduction
Cellular component (GO): plasma membrane
Molecular function (GO): protein binding
Source: RefSeq, a predicted model, not a curated record
AUGGCGGGCCUCCCACUGGGCUCCGAGGCCCAUGUGGAGGAUAUCGCCCCAGUGGGCGGCCUCUGGGUUGGGGUUCACUGGGGUGGCGGGGGCGGGCCCUGCGGCAACAGGCUGGGCGCCGGGCGGAACCUCGGUGGGCAGGGCGGUGGAACGGGGAAGCCCCUGCCGCCCGAGCCAUCGGAGGGCACAGAGCGGCGGCGCCGGGGCCAUGGAGCGGCAGCUUGGGGGCCGCGCUGCGGUGCUGGCAGCAGACGGGGUCUGGGGGAGGCCUCCCCUCGUGUCUUGAAAGGCCAGCCUGGGCAUGGGGGGAAGGGAGGGAGUCUCCACCCCCAACCCACGGGGACCCCUUCUGCUCAAGGACCCGAGACGCGGGCUGCUCCAGGGGAGAACCUGGGGUGUCUGAGGUUGGGGGAACCGGGCAGGGAGAGCCCCCAUGGGGGACCCACCCUGGAACCAGCAGCACGCGUCCCGCAGGCCCUCCUGCUGCUGCUGCUGCUGCUGCCGCCGCCGGGCGCCGGGGGCCAGGCCGGCACCCCCGGCCCCCGCUGUGGCUGUGCCCACAACCCUCCAAAGAGGAGCAGUCUGCUCUGCUGCCGGGGCUGCCCAGCAGGACAGUACCUGGCAGCCCGCUGUACACAGCCUUGCGGCAAUGCCACCUGCCUCCCGUGCCCCCGGGGCACCUUCCUGGCCAGGGAGAACCACCACGAGACCAGCUGUGCCCGCUGCGAGACCUGUGAUGAGCAACUCUCCCAGGUGGCCCUGAGGAACUGCUCAGCGGCGGCGGGCACCAGCUGCGGCUGCAGGCCAGGCUGGGUCAUGGAGUGCUUGGACGCGCACUGUGUCGGCAGCCUGCUCUUCCAGUGCCGCUCGUGCCUGGACUGCGGGGCCCUGCGCCGCCACCCGCGGGUGCCCUGUUCCAGCACAAAAUGUGGGACCUGCCUGCCUGGCUUCUACGAACAUGGCGACAGCUGUGUGUCCUGUCCCACGAGCGCCCCCUGGAGCUGUCCUGGGCCCUGUGCGGCGGUCUGCAGCUGGAGGCAGAUGUCCUGGGUCCAGGUGCUCCUGGCAGGCCUGGUGGUCCCACUCCUGCUCGGUGCCACCCUGACGUACAUGUACCGCCGCUGCCAGCCCUGCAAGCCGAUGGUUCCCGCAGACGGAGCUGGGAUGGAGGCCCUGACCCCCCUGCAGGCCACCCACCUCUCACCCUCAGACAGAGCCCACGCCCUUCUGGCGCCACCCAGCGGCAGUGAGAAGGUGUGCUCCAUCCAGUUGGAAGGCCACGGCUGGACCUCUGGCCCGCUCCUCACCCAGGAAGCCCCCGGCCCAGAGCUGCCGUGGCCCUGGGACCAGCUGCCCAGCAGAGCUCUUGGCCCGCCACCACCACCACCGCCGCCGCCGCAGAGCUCCCCAGCGCCCCCUGCAGGCUCGGCGGCCACCAUGCUCCAGCUGGGCCCGCAGCUCUACGACGUGAUGGACGCUGUGCCCGCCCGGCGCUGGAAGGAGUUCGUGCGCACGCUGGGACUGCGCGAGGCCGAGAUCGAGGCCGUGGAGGUGGAAGUGGGCCGCUUCCGCGACCAGCAGUACGAGAUGCUGAAGCGCUGGCGCCAGCAGCAGCCCGCGGGCUUGGGCGCCAUCUACGCCGCCCUGGAACGCAUGGGGCUAGGCGGCUGCGCCGAGGACCUGCGCAGCCGCCUGCAGCUCAGCCCGUGACGCGGGGACAGCCUGCCAACCGGGGGCUCUGGUGGCCCUUGGCGAAGCCUUAAGUACCGUUACUUAUGCAUGUAGACAUUUUAUGUCACUUAUUAUGUAUGCCUCUGGCACAGCCCUGCGUAGCAGCGCCAUCCGACCUCACCCCCCCGCGCCCCCUGGGUUCCGGUUAAGGCAAAGAAACACCAAUGAACAUGGAUGACAUGGGUGGACAGGGGAGGGUCAAGAGAUUGCUCAGCUGUUUCUCAGCCCGAGUCUGGCCAAGGCCGUGGUAUUAAAUAUAUGAAAACCCCCU